Molecule: messenger RNA, 1743 nt
Organism: Gasterosteus aculeatus aculeatus (three-spined stickleback)
Lineage: Eukaryota; Metazoa; Chordata; Actinopteri; Perciformes; Gasterosteidae
Product: DNA damage-inducible transcript 4-like protein
Biological process (GO): negative regulation of signal transduction
Cellular component (GO): cytoplasm
Source: RefSeq, a predicted model, not a curated record
GCCGGCUGCAGUGAAUAUGUGUCCGAAAGGCAAAUAGCGCUGUAUUCAUUUAUAUCUGUCUAAACUAACUUAUUCUGCACUAAAUAAUAUUUAAGUGAGCAAAUCCAUCUCACCGAGCCCCCUUUGUCUCUUAAAGAAGUAAAAACAAAAAAGCGACCGUUGGCUGUGACGCUGCUGCUGCUGCUGCUCUCCGUCGCUGCGCAGCCUGCUCGGCUCCAACCACUGGACAACAUCUGCCCACACCUGGAGACACAUCCACGCUGUCAGCAUGGUCGCCACCAGCACGCUGAAGACCAAGAGCAGCGAAUGCAUUUCCGAAUUGGUUGACCGAAGAUAUGACCGGGCUUACAUUGACAAAGAACUUGACUUCUGGGAUCACUGCUUGGCCGAACCCCAGAGGCACGCAGAUGUGGCCGAAGACCGCAGCUGUCAACAGCUGGCCAAGAUGUUUGAAGACUGCCUGUCUCGAGCCAAGAAGACUACGCUGCACUGCUCCUCCGUGCUGGUGCCGGAGAAGCUGACUCGGCGGAUCGCGCGCGAGGUCCUGCGGCUGGCCGCCUGCGAGCCCUGCGGCCUGCGCGGCUGCGUCCUCUACGUGGACCUGGAGCUGGACAAGGGCUGCAAGCGGCUGGAGCGCAUCGCCUACGACGCCACCGUGGUGCCCACCUUCGAGCUGACGCUCGUGUUCAAGCAGGACGGCGCCGCCUGGCCCAGCCUCCGGGACUUCCUUUUCAUGGGAACCUGCUUCGCCCCGACGCUUAGGCACGUACUUAAACUGAGUCCGGGCUUCCGGCUGGUCAAGAAGAAGCUGUACUCCUCCUCGGCUGGUACCGUGGUAGAGGAGUGCUGAACUGUGGGAGGGAUUAGGGCGGGAUAUCGGGUUUCCUUGUGGGUCAACGCACCUCUGGCCGAAUGCAAAUGACACUCUGGUGGUGUCAUGUUUUCUGCAGUGGACUUGUACAAUACGAUUUGUCGGCUUUACUCCCAAGUAGCCAGUUGGUUCAGGUUUGAACUUUGGAUGUGAAGUAGAAUAUCUUGUAUGCAAACUGCCUGAUGGUUCUUUGUCUGGGUUCAGUGUUUCUAGUCCCUUUUUUUUUGGGGGGGGGGGGUUUAAUCUGCACAAUUGUAAUAUUCUAGCUGCUCAAACACACUUUUGGAAUUCUAAAUUCUGCAGAUGAAUGUAAAACAAUGUUCUGGUCAACACGUUUGAGAGGGACAUACUGUGGGUACACUUUAGUUAAAGACACAAGCCACUUUGUUGACACAUCGGUUUGUCUCCCGUUGAAUGUGUUCAGCAGCAGUAAACACGCCUGGGCUUCAGUGGGAGGCUGAGAUCUCCUCUUUGAGGGGGCGGGGGGGGGGGUGCGUAUGUAGCUUGUUGUGUAAUGAUGUUAUUUGGGCGCAGGAUGUUUUUUUUAAGACUGAAUGUCUUAUGGAGAUGCUGCUGUCACGUACGCUCCCUGCUAUAGGGGAAUGCAGAUGCCUUAAAUGUCAUAGAAAUGUACAUUUCUCUUCACUAUAAGCUGUUUGUAUGAAUGUAAAAGUUUUAUUGUAUUUUAUACCCCCCCAUACCCCGGACUUGCUCAAGAGCCUUUAGAGACUAUUAAAUAGAUGGUUCAUACAAAUGUAAAAGCUUCUUUGAUUUUAUGGAACUUUUUAAGUCUGACUGUUCUUUUUGAACUUCCUGUUAUAGCAAACUGUCUUCUCUAUUAGACAAUAAAAAAUUAAAAAAUCCUAACCUGA